AGUCACUGAAGCUAUUGGAGACAGGAGGGUUCCUCAUCAUGGGUACCAUCCAGCUGGUGAUCAUCAGCAUCACGUUCUUAGCUUCUCUGCCCAGCCAGGCUCAGGGGUGCCUCUCCGAGAAUGACUGCUGCAAUCGGAGCAGAAUCCUCACUUUUGAGGCACACUUCCGAGACUCCAAGCCUUCUCCCUUGUCCAUGGCUCCUUCCGCGACGGAUUCCGCAAUGGAUUGCCAAGCGUCUUCUCGAGGCCCCGUGGCCAGACGAUCCAUCUCUCCUUGGAGAUACAAGAAAGAUUUCGACGCAACACGAUACCCCCAGAACCUCUGGCACGCUUCGUGCUCCUGUGAACAUUGCCUGUCCUUCCAUUCUUCUGGUCGCCAGAACCUGAGGACCUACAACACCUUGGAAGUCAAGGGCAACUCGGUCAUUAUCCAGCACAACACCAUUGUCUUCUAUAGGCACGAAUGCCCUGGGAGACACGGCUGGUUCUAUCUGCAGCCCCGUAAUUAUUUGGUGAAUGUGUCAUGCGCGUGUGUGGUGCCCAUGCACUCAAGCUAGGUGCAUGAAAAUGCAAGCUCUUAAAAGCAGCUAUUUUUUCCCUGGGACUGCUCCCCCCCUCCCCAAUCAUUCAGUGAUGGAACUGGAAAUAUUUUAGCUUCCCUCUGGCCAUGCCUGUUUGGGCCCUGAAUUUGUAGGAUCCUCCUAGCAAAACAGGGGCUUUAAUUCAGAGACAGGGACCUCUCUGAUCAUGUGCAGAGUUUCCUCUCUCUGCAGUCAGUGACCACCCACCCACCCAAAUCUGGCCAUUAGGAGGGUCUGUGAGCAGGUCGCUUCUAGGCAAAAGAAAUGAGUGUCUCCCCCCCCCCAAAAGCAAAGAGAGGUAAAACCUCAGGACAGCCGA
Messenger RNA from Python bivittatus (Burmese python), 900 nucleotides. It is a transcript of the gene IL25, whose product is annotated as interleukin 25. Lineage: Eukaryota; Metazoa; Chordata; Lepidosauria; Squamata; Pythonidae. Gene Ontology annotation, molecular function: cytokine activity. The record is from RefSeq and is a predicted model, not a curated record. Gene Ontology annotation, cellular component: extracellular region.